Molecule: messenger RNA, 954 nt
Organism: Musca domestica (house fly)
Lineage: Eukaryota; Metazoa; Arthropoda; Insecta; Diptera; Muscidae
Product: LIM homeobox transcription factor 1-beta.1-like
Exons: 4
Coding region: 58-954 (298 amino acids)
Biological process (GO): regulation of transcription by RNA polymerase II; neuron differentiation
Cellular component (GO): nucleus
Molecular function (GO): DNA-binding transcription factor activity, RNA polymerase II-specific; RNA polymerase II transcription regulatory region sequence-specific DNA binding
Source: RefSeq, a predicted model, not a curated record
UUUCUGCGUAAUCGUUGCCUUGGAUGCGGUCACAAAAUUGCCGCCGAUGAACUGGUGAUGAGGACACUCGAAAAUGUUUUCCAUUUGAAGUGCUUCGCCUGUGUGGUAUGCGGUGCCAUCCUCAAGAAGGGUGAGCAGUAUGUCGUGAAGCAGGGCCAAUUGUUUUGUCGCUUCGACUACGAAAAGGAAGUGGAAAUGCUGCAAGGAUACGAUUUCUAUGGCGAUGACUUGUUUGCCCCAAAGCUGGAUGGUCGACGCGGCCCCAAGAGGCCACGCACCAUACUCAAUACCCAACAACGAAGAGCCUUUAAGGCGUCCUUUGAAGUAUCGCCCAAACCCUGCCGUAAAGUGCGCGAGAAUCUGGCCAAGGAGACAGGCUUAAGUUUAAGGAUUGUGCAGGUAUGGUUUCAAAAUCAACGAGCCAAGGUAAAGAAGAUUCAGAAGAAGGCCAAAUUGGAUGGCAGCCAUGCCAAGGGCAACAGUGACUCUCCAGAUUCACAAGAGUCGGAUAAUAGCAAUAUGACCAAAAUCAAAGAUGAGGCACACAGCGACACAGAAUCGCUAAUGGAUGCUCCUUAUGGCACGGCAUCAUCCUCAGAGGCCAUGGCCAAGCUGAGGUCAUGCAUCAAGGAUGAGAACGAUGGCACACCCUUCAGUUGUAUAGAAACCAAUAAAGAAAAUUGCAAUAAAACCAACGAACCCAUCCUCAAUACAAUACUGGGUUUGAGCUAUUCCACAUUCCAACAAUUAAUGGGGCCUUUUACACAGACAUCUAUGAUUAAUCCCAUAGAUCGUUUGUACAGCAUGCAGAAUUCCUAUUUUCGUCCAGAUGAGCUGGGUUAUGGCGAGCCAAGUGCUGGUCCAUUGAGUGGUGGCGGUGGGGGUGGUGUCGGCAAUGGGCCGAACCCCAUGGCCAUGAGUAGUAGUCUAGGUCAAAAAGAUAUUAGUGAUUAA